AUGGAUCUCCGACAUGUCUUCAAAGAGGGCACGACUGUGCAGACGUCGGACGUUUGGGAGGAAUAUCGAAGAACUACCGGAGGCGAUAUCCCGGUCGAGAGUGAAGAGACCGAAUCUGAGCGCAACAACGACUCCCUUUCUACAUGCGUGGACGCCCGGACUUCUGUAGACCCGACCCCUGUCGAGAGUGACGAAGCUGAACCUGAACCCGUCGGCGACUCCUCCAUAGAGAACAAUUUCAAACUUGUCUGGGUAGAGAACAGCCCGAAAUGGAAUCCUCCAACGGAACUAGCUCUGCGCAUGGCCAAUGCAUCUUCGUCAACCGACUGGACAGAAGCAUUCCGGAACAUGAACGCGAUGGAGCUUCAAUCGCGUAUAGGAGACUCCCCUGUGACGUUGAAGACUGAGAACCUUUUCACGACUAUCCACAUCAAGCCCAGCAGAGCUGGGUUGAGACAGCUGAAGCAUGCUAUACGCCAACCAGUACAGCCGCCCUACCUGCGAGAAGUCAUCUUUGACUGCCAAGCCAUUCGUACAAGAGAAGAUGUUGACAAUCUCAAAAAGUGCCGGGAGUCACUUGUCGAGAUCCUCGAGAUACUGUACAACCAGACUGGCAAUGCUGUCCAACCGAUCAGAGACGCCUUGAUCAUUCUUCUGGAAGCUUCCUUGUGCGCCAUUGGUACCAAACAAGAGGUCUGGUGCUGUUGGAAUACGGGAGACCCAAAUACCCGCGACCGUUCAAAUGAGAUGGCAUGUCACUGUGGCUUCUUACUCUCAGGCAUUGGCGCUUGGAUAGACGAUGUACCAAAGUUCGAAGUUUGUUUUGAUUAUGGCCUGGACAUUGGACAAUGGACGGUCACGGAGUCCGGUGAGAAGACGGAUGAACAUGAAUUCGACUUUGGCCGGCUGAUGAUCGACGGCUGGCCUGGGAUGAAGCAACAAGGACUUGAUUACAAUCUGGUCGUUUUCGAAGCUAUGCUCAUGACGACUGCUUUGAGAACGAUCGAGUUCCGCAACUCGAAGGUCCAUCUCGGUGGUUUGCUGUCCCUUCUUGACCGCAAUAGGGAUACACUGGACAUUGUUAUACUGGAACAAGUCGACACUGACAACGACCCCGAAGCGUAG
Aureobasidium namibiae CBS 147.97 is the source of this 1125-nucleotide messenger RNA. RefSeq lists its product as uncharacterized. The transcript has 2 exons. The record is from RefSeq and is a predicted model, not a curated record. Bases 1 to 1125 code for a protein of 374 amino acids. Lineage: Eukaryota; Fungi; Ascomycota; Dothideomycetes; Dothideales; Saccotheciaceae.